Messenger RNA from Sesamum indicum (sesame), 1490 nucleotides. It is a transcript of the gene TBL22, whose product is annotated as TRICHOME BIREFRINGENCE-LIKE 22. Gene Ontology annotation, molecular function: O-acetyltransferase activity. The record is from RefSeq and is a predicted model, not a curated record. Lineage: Eukaryota; Viridiplantae; Streptophyta; Magnoliopsida; Lamiales; Pedaliaceae. Gene Ontology annotation, cellular component: Golgi apparatus.
AGCAUCAAAAUGCAGAGAACUGAUCAAGAAGGACAGAUUUCGCUCCCUUGCUAAUACAGCUUCUCUUUUCUUCUACUUAUCAACUCUAACUCUCACUAUCCUUUUCUGUUCCCACCUCCUUUACCAUCCCACGAACACCAAAUACACACCUAACACACACAUACAUCAAUUCACUCAAACCACCUCCAUCCAACCCAGAUUACCAGAUAGCGAAAACUGCGAUUUAUUCAAGGGGCAAUGGAUUCGAGACGCCACAGGUUCUUUAUACACAAACCACAGCUGCACAACAAUUCCAUUCUUGCGAAACUGUUUCCUCCACGGCCGAAAAGACACCGACUUUCUUCAAUGGAGAUGGAAACCAGACGAAUGUCAACUCCCGCGUUUCAGCCCCGACACCUUCCUCACUACUCUUCAAGACAAGACAAUGGCCUUCAUAGGCGAUUCCAUCGCCCGGAAUCAGAUGGAAUCGCUUCUCUGUCUCCUGUCAACGGUGGAAACUCCAAAAGCAGUAGAGAAGGAUGCAGAAGACCGAUUCACGACAUGGGAAUUCCCGAAACAUAAUUUCACGCUAAUGGCCAUGUGGUCGCAGUUCCUCGUUGCCUCUACCGAGCGAGUAAUCAAUGGCUCCGCCACCGGCGGCUUCGACUUGCACCUUGAUAAAGUUGAUUCCAAGUGGUCGGAAAAACUGCCCUCCAUCGACUACGCAAUUUUCUCCGACGCCCACUGGUUUUUCCGGCAGAACUAUUUAUAUGAGGGUGGCAACCUCAUCGGCUGCGUCUACUGCCAGGGGCCAAAUGUGACGGAUCUCGGGCCAGGCUUGGCGAUUAGGAAAGCAUUUCGGGCUGCAUUUAAGGCGAUCAAUGACUGCAAGAACUGCAGGAAGAUUAUCUCUUUCUUGAGGACGUAUUCACCUUCUCAUUUCGAGAAUGGGACGUGGAACACUGGAGGGGGGUGUAAUAGGACAGUGCCCAUUGGAAGGGAUGAGGUUCAGAAGGGCGGGCCUGAUUGGGAUUACAGGAAAAUUCAGAUGGAGGAAGUCGAAACAGCGAGAAACGCCGGGGAGAAAAGUGGGAAAAAGUUUGAAAUUCUUGAUGUUACAGAGAUGAUGUCGAUGAGGGUGGAUGGACACCCUGGUGUAUAUUGGGGUAACAGAUGGAUGAAGGGGUAUAGUGAUUGUAUACAUUGGUGCCUACCGGGCCCGAUCGAUGUGUGGAACGAACUUCUGUUGGAGUUGAUUAAGAGACAGAUUAAAACAGAGGCAGGGUUAUGAGUUUGAAGGGGUGAAAAGUUUUGGAAGAAAGAAACAGAAUGUGCAUUAUUCCAGGAGGAGUGAAAUUUGGGAAUACUAGAAUGCUUUUCCUAGUCUUUCAUUUUCCAUGAUUGCUUGUCCUCUAAACAGAGAAGGAGAAGGUGUCUGUUGUGCCUGGAUUAACAUGUGAAUUGUGUUGAUAAACAUUCAAAAAUUGAUGAAGAAAUCAACUUACAAGUCA